This is a messenger RNA of Anthostomella pinea, 1095 nucleotides long. The record is from the annotation of a GenBank genome assembly. Lineage: Eukaryota; Fungi; Ascomycota; Sordariomycetes; Xylariales; Xylariaceae.
AUGUCCGCCAAGGAGAACCUUGAGGCGAUACCCGGGGCCGCUGCUCCGCCUACCAAAAAGAACAAGGUCGAGCCAACGGCACAACGCUUGAUUCUCAAAACUGACAAGGGCUUCGCAAAGGAGGCGACGAGCCCCCCCGAUACCGACUGGGUGAACGAGAAGCGGUGGCUGGGGGCCUUGAGACUCGCGAAGCAUGUCGUAUAUCUGGUGGUGCCAGCCGGCGACCCCUUUGCCGCCAUCUUUGAAGCUGCUCCGUCGUGGCGCAGGGACAGAGAGGACUGGCUGUUUUUGGAGUUUGGCGAGAAUGGGACGCUUCUCGAUUUCUGCAUUCGGUGCAGUGGGCAGAAGAUGAAGACGCUGCCUAACAGGAUGUUGUGGAGGUUAUUGAUGUGUUUGGUACGCAUGUGCAUUGCCAUGGCUUGGCCACCGCCGAUACCAGCUGGAACUACAAAUCCGCAGCAUAUAUUAGAAGUUGCGGGGGCACCACCACCAGGCCUACUUGUGCACAAUGAUGUUCAUUCUGGCAAUGUUAUGUUCGGAUCACUAGUGCCAGGAGAGGUCGAGCAUGACUUGACCCCCGUGGUGAAGCUUAUCGACUUCGGCAAUUCGCAGGAGCAUAUAGAUUCCAUUGAAGAAUUACCUGGAGUGAAGCAGAACCUGUUCGACGUUAUUGGAAGGACAAUGCUCGACUUCAUCACCUUGGACAUCAGCGUCUCACUCGCGAUCGAACCCGGCGUAGUCAGCAGGUACUCCCCACCACCAGUCAAGUUCCAAGUCCCCGGUGGCCCGGAACUCACGACCUACGGAAACAACCUGACUCCGGAUGAUGCGUCCAAGCCAGACCCGUACCCAUCGCUCGACGCAGAUCUGCGGAGUAUCGUCUUGCGAUGUCUGGCCGAAGACGGGAAUGAUCGGCCUACGGAUCUGGCGGCCCUGGCUACCGAGACGAUAAACGCGGUCACACAGAGGGACGUGGCGUUCUACGGCAACGCUGUGGAGAGGGAGAUGAUAAUAUCAGGGACAUACUCCAGCGUCAUAUGUUCGACGCGAGGGUUACAUAGCCUGAUCCAUGGACCCCAGAGGCGUCUGCAGUAG